GCAAUUGCAGCAGACGAUAGUGAGCUGAAACGGGCGGAAAGCGGUCGAUCGUCCAAUUACCACGGUAGUUUCAUACAGCCCCUACUAACCUCCUCAAUGGUUUUACCGCGUACAAUCACGAAUCCCCAAAACAUCUGAGCGUCGUCGAACCAUUGGGAGCAAUUGGGAGCGCUCAGCAGUGCCAAGCCAAGCCAAGCCGGUUGCUAUGAGUUGUUAUCGCAUCUGUAGAUUACUGGGUGAUCGGUCAGAAAGACUCAAUUAACUGACUGAAUUUUUUAUGAAGAAUCAUGGUCGAAUAUUUUCGUUUGGACGUGUGGAAAGGAGACUGGGGCCUGCCCUCGGUCGAUUCUCCUUCUUUGCAGAUUCUGGCCUAUGCCAAGUUCAGUGGAGUGCCAUUAGAUGUACAUGCGACGAAUAAUCCUUUUAGAACACCGAACGGGCAGCUGCCUGUAUUAAGAAGUGGCCUCAACACUUUGGACUCAAUAAACGAUAUAAUAGCAUUAUUUAAACAGAAAAAUUACAAUGCAGAUAUCUCCCUGACACCUAGGCAGUGCGCUGAAAUAGUGGCGUACGAUACUAUGAUCAGAGAAAAGAUUUACCCAGCAUUACAAUAUAUAUGGUGGAUCGAUCAAAGGAACGUGAAUGAUCUAAUAAGGCCUUGGUACGCGAAAGCAGUGCCCUUUCCGUUAAAUUUUUAUUAUCAUGGAAAGUACGAGGCACAGGCCAAAAGUAUGAUGGAGUCGCUAUAUCCUACCGAAGAUAACAAUGCCGUCAUCGAAAAUGGGGUCUACUCGGAAGCGCAAAAGUGCUUGACGCUGUUAUCGACCAGAUUAGGAGAGUCAGAGUUCUUCUGCGGCUCUCAGCCCACUUCCUUCGAUGCCAUCGUUUAUUCGUACCUCGCGCCGUUACUGAAAGCUCCUUUGCCAAAUCCUGCAUUGCAGAAUCAUUUGAAGGCAUGCACAAAUUUAGCGAAAUUCGUCUCUCGUAUAUCACAAAGGUACUUCGGGGACAUUCACUUGGAGUAUGAAAAGGAAAAGGCUGAAGAGAAUGCACGUAAAACACGAAGGGAUUCCGAGAGCGAGUUUCCUAAUAAGAGAAGAAAUCAAUUUUUUGCCGGUGUGGUAGCCGUUCUGGCAAUGUUAGGAUAUGCCCUCUCUUCGGGAGUGGUUAAGAUUCCGCAUACGAUGAAAUCGUGGAUACAAUUUUUGUCAUUCUCACAUACGAUCACACCAAAUCCAACAGUCUUGUGGUCCUAUGACAGAUUUGUUUCGAAUAAGCAUCGAUGGACGCUUGGUGACGAUAAAGGAUGACGAGAUGUUGGAGGCCGCAUCGGAAUACAUUCUCGACGACCAGGACACUGCAGACUAGCCAUUUCGCAUAAUAAAUAGCACAUUUUUUUUAGCAACAUCAAAUA
This is a messenger RNA of Cephus cinctus (wheat stem sawfly), 1414 nucleotides long. Its product is annotated as metaxin-1. Bases 288 to 1310 code for a protein of 340 amino acids. The transcript is spliced from 7 exons. NCBI's taxonomy places the organism in Eukaryota, Metazoa, Arthropoda, Insecta, Hymenoptera, Cephidae. Gene Ontology annotation, biological process: mitochondrion organization. Gene Ontology annotation, cellular component: SAM complex. The record is from RefSeq and is a predicted model, not a curated record.